This is a messenger RNA of Danio aesculapii, 3694 nucleotides long. It is a transcript of the gene rarga, whose product is annotated as retinoic acid receptor gamma a. Gene Ontology annotation, cellular component: transcription regulator complex; nucleus. Gene Ontology annotation, biological process: cellular response to corticotropin-releasing hormone stimulus; retinoic acid receptor signaling pathway; regulation of transcription by RNA polymerase II. Lineage: Eukaryota; Metazoa; Chordata; Actinopteri; Cypriniformes; Danionidae. The coding region runs from base 323 to 1843 and encodes 506 amino acids. The transcript is spliced from 9 exons. Gene Ontology annotation, molecular function: RNA polymerase II cis-regulatory region sequence-specific DNA binding; nuclear glucocorticoid receptor binding; nuclear receptor activity. The record is from RefSeq and is a predicted model, not a curated record.
GCAGUUGGUUCACUCCAGUGUGUCUGAGAGCUGCGAGUGCUAUGUGGGGCUGUUAUUUAGGUCUGUUACAACACGCUAGGAACAGCUCACCCCGAGCAGGCAGCACCGCAGAUCAGCCGGAGAGAGGGAAAGAGAAACAAGCAGCGUGAGAGAGCGAGAAGGAAACGCUUACAAGAGCAAUAGCAGCAGGAUCAGGCAGCACGUAUAUCCUGACUAGAGGAAUUCCAGCAGGGAAUUUAGCACUGUCGUAGCUGCGGGUGUUGUUAUUGUUGUUUUUGGUGACGAGAGGCAAUCGGAGGCGGGUGGGCGACCGGGACGCAGCAUGUUCGACUGUAUGGAGGCUCUGGGCAUGGGUCCCCGCCAACUGUACGAUGUCACCAACCGAGGAGCAUGCAUGCUUCGGAAGGCGAGUCCUUUCUAUGCUGGACUGGACCCUUUUGCUUGGACCGGGACAGCCAGCGUACGCUCGGUGGAGACUCAGAGCACCAGUUCGGAGGAGAUGGUGCCCAGUUCCCCUUCCCCGCCACCUCCACCGCGUGUUUACAAACCCUGCUUCGUCUGCCAGGACAAGUCUUCUGGGUACCACUAUGGUGUCAGUUCUUGCGAGGGCUGCAAGGGUUUCUUCCGUCGCAGUAUUCAGAAGAACAUGGUGUACACCUGCCACCGUGACAAGAACUGCCAGAUCAACAAGGUCACUCGCAACCGUUGCCAGUACUGCCGGCUGCAGAAGUGCUUCGAGGUUGGCAUGUCCAAGGAAGAAGGGAAUAAGCCAAAAGAAACUGUGCGCAAUGAUCGAAAUAAGAAGAAGAAAGACGUGAAGGAUGAGGUCGUUCCGCCAGAGAGCUAUGAGCUGAGUGGGGAACUGGAGGAGCUGGUCAACAAAGUGAGCAAAGCACAUCAAGAGACCUUCCCUUCACUCUGCCAGCUGGGAAAAUACACCACAAACUCCAGCUCGGACCACAGGAUUCAGCUAGACCUGGGCCUAUGGGACAAAUUCAGCGAGCUUUCCACCAAGUGCAUCAUUAAAAUUGUGGAAUUUGCCAAACGCCUCCCGGGCUUCACCACCCUCACCAUCGCAGAUCAGAUCACCCUUCUCAAAUCUGCCUGCUUGGACAUUCUAAUGCUGCGAAUCUGUACACGAUACACACCGGAGCAGGACACAAUGACCUUUUCGGAUGGACUGACCCUCAACCGGACUCAGAUGCAUAAUGCAGGCUUCGGACCGCUCACUGACCUAGUGUUUGCCUUCGCUGGUCAGCUUCUGCCUCUUGAGAUGGAUGAUACGGAGACUGGCCUCCUUAGUGCCAUCUGCCUCAUAUGCGGAGACCGAAUGGAUCUUGAGGAGCCUGAGCGUGUCGAUCGUCUGCAGGAGCCCCUGCUGGAAGCUCUGAAGAUUUAUGCACGACGCCGCCGACCCAACAAACCUCACAUGUUCCCUCGCAUGCUGAUGAAGAUCACUGAUCUGCGUGGGAUCAGCACCAAGGGAGCGGAGAGGGCCAUAACUCUAAAGAUGGAGAUCCCGGGCCCCAUGCCUCCUCUCAUCCGAGAGAUGCUGGAAAACCCUGAAGCCUUCGAGGAUCAGAGCGAGUCCACAGAGAAGAAGCCGGAGCCCGAACCACCAGCUCCUCCUCCACCCGCCUUGCUCACUAUGAAGAAAGAGCAGGAAGAUGAAGACGACAGCUGGGCCACGGAGAACGGCAGCGAGCCUUCACCAGAAGAGGAGGAUGACGAUGAUGAUGACGGAGAGGAGGAGAGGGGUACAGACAGCGAUGGAGAGGCCUGGGGCGGACAGGAACCCAAUGCGGAUGUGUCUAGAAAGAGCCACGGAGGAAGAGCUCAGUGAGCAAGCUUCUUCUUCCGGGGCAAACGCAGAGCCUUACCUGUACAGACAGACAGUGCUAACUCAGGCCACUCGGUCAACGAUGAGAGACAUCAGUGAGGAAACUCACGUAAAAAAAAAAACCUCUUCUCAGGACCUCUCCCGCAGAAAGAGAGGGAAGGCGAAAGACAAAACAACUGGCUUUUCAGACUAAAUAACUGCCGCUUUUAUAAAACGUGUUUGUUUGCUUUGAAAAGGAGAAGCCAAAUGGACUUUUAACAGCAACUUUCAACGGGUUCAAACAAAAAAAACAAACAAACAAAAAAAAAAACGUUCUUUCAAAAGAAAAUACAGGAUGAAAACUGAAAAUGCUAAUCUUUUUUUCUGUCGUCGUUGAUGCUUUCGAAUAUCAUUUGGACUUUUUCAGCCUUGAGAUAGUUUGUUCACUUUACAUUUUAUGAAUAAGCCCAUACAUAUCUAUAUAUACCUUUAUAUAUUUUUGUCCUGUAUUCUAUUUUCUUAGUUAUAUUUUGUUUGCAUAGCUUUCCUGAGCAGAACGAUAAUGGGAUCGCUAGAACUGGCAGACCUCUGCUGAGUCUUUAUCCAGCUGCUUGGUUGGGUUCUUGGGCACUUUGGCUCAGCGUUAGAUGUCAUUGAUAAUCAGUGGCUGGGUAUCUCCCGUCGAACGAUCCGUGUUUUUUUAGGGGAAUGCCAUUACGUAUCGGCUUUCAUUGCAUCAUAUGAUUCGCUGCCAAUUGAAUGGUGUGUCUGUGCCAAAGUUUGCAGCUUGUAGGGUUCAACUCCUGUCAGGGAGCCCAGCUCCAAACACAAACACCCACAUGUCCAUUACCUUUGAGUCUCCGCAUCAUGCACAUGAUGUCAUCAUGCUGGACCGCUUUCCUUCAGAGCGCUCAGGCAGAAGAUAUGCAGCACUCAAAUUCAGAAACAGAGAGAGAGCCCAGUGCUGUGCGAAUCAUCGUGGGAUUUGACCUCAUCAGCCUAGACCAUACUUCAGGACGACUAAACAAAUGCAUAUGGACGGUUACUGAAUCUCUUGUAUAAUGAUGAAAUACAAGACCUCAUCAUACCUGUAGUAACACACAAACAUACACGCAUACACACACACACACACACACACACUUGAAAAGCAUGCUUGUUAUACUACAUAUAUUCAGAAUUCUUGCUAUAAAAAAGAAAGAAAGAACAUGAAAUCAGACUCAGGGCAUCUCUGUAAGGACCAAACGCUUGCUGUCUGGCGGCAGCCUAGAAACGGGCAAUAUUUAUGUGUGUUGCGUUUUAGAAAUCCCGCCAUGGACUGAAAUCAAUCUGCGGAUCUUACACAGUCAGUGCAGAAUGUUCAGCUUAGAUGCUAUAGAUUUGGUGGGAUUUUUUGUUUUUGGAAUUUUAUCAAAUAUUUUAAUCCAAUUUAUUGCCAAAAACACACAGUAUGCAAUCUGGUGGUCGUGUGCCACUGAACGUUAAAGGAUAUCAGUCUCAGUCAAGCAAUACGACUAUGACCACAACUCAGCUGUGUGUGAGUGUGUGUGUGCGUGAGUGCGUGUGUGUGUCGAAUGUGAGGAUGGCUGCACUCAAUAAGCUGUAGUGUAGUACAUUGUUAAUUGAAUGUCAUCACUGUGGUGCUGUCAGAGAGUGUGUGAGCUGUCAUACUGACCUCUUCUCCUUCAGAGUUUCGCCACAGCCACACGUAUAGCAAGCGGAAUGUUGAGAUUACUUUAACUCUUUGUCAUAUUUUUCUUGUUCUUUCAACUUGGCUAAUGUAUUGUCAGUCUUUUGUUCGUGUUCAAACAAAUUCUGUUAUAUAUAUUAAAAAAAAAGCCAUAUAAACAAUGAGGCACAAUAAACUUUUUUUUGAAA